Messenger RNA from Annulohypoxylon maeteangense, 925 nucleotides. Its product is annotated as Isy1-like splicing factor. Gene Ontology annotation, biological process: mRNA 3'-splice site recognition; generation of catalytic spliceosome for second transesterification step. The coding region runs from base 98 to 841 and encodes 247 amino acids. The transcript is spliced from 2 exons. NCBI's taxonomy places the organism in Eukaryota, Fungi, Ascomycota, Sordariomycetes, Xylariales, Hypoxylaceae. Gene Ontology annotation, cellular component: post-mRNA release spliceosomal complex; Prp19 complex; catalytic step 2 spliceosome. The record is from RefSeq and is a predicted model, not a curated record.
CGAUACCCAACAUUUAAAACAAUUUCUUCAACAACAAAAUCAUUUUCCUCGAGUUUACGUUUUUAAGGUUCCGGAAGCUCUGGAAUAAGUAACCAAGAUGGCACGUAACUCAGAGAAAGCACAGUCUAUGCUGUUCCGCUUCCGUGAAGCUCAGGCUGCGGAUUUAGGUAUUAUCGAUGCAGGAAGAACACGACGGCCCAAGGUUAUUACCGAAGUCGACUCGAUCCCGUCAUGUGAGAAAUGGAGAGGCCAAACACUUAAAGAAAUUAGCCGAAAGGUCUCUCGUAUCCAGGACUCAGCUCUUAGCGACUACCAGAUCCGGGAUCUCAAUGACGAAAUCAAUAAACUCAUGCGUGAGAAGCAUAUGUGGGAGGUCCAGAUACGGAACUUAGGAGGUCCUAAUUACAUGCGUGGUGGCGGAAAGAUCUAUGACGAGACAGGCAGAGAAAUACCAGGUGGUGGUAAAGGAUAUAGAUAUUUCGGGCGCGCAAAAGAGUUACCGGGAGUUAAAGAGUUAUUUGAGGCAGCCGCACAGAAGAGGAUACAGGAUUCGGAGAAGCCGCUAGAAACCCGCGAGGAUUUAAGGAAAGCAGUUGACGCGAAGUAUUACGGAUAUGCACCCGAUGAAGAAGACGAAGCAUUAUUACAAUACGAGGCAGAGAAGGAGCGCGAAGCUUUUGAAGUCCUUCUAAAGCAAGGAAAGACCGAACCUCCCUCGGGGUGGGAACCCCUACCCGGUGACGCAGGAGAUGGCAAGGGCUGGGAGCUACCUACUCUGGAGGAGGUACAACAGGAACUCAUUGAGAGAAGAAGGCGCAAGCUUCUUGAUCAGAUCCAAUAGGGCCUUGCCUAUUUCUUCUCCCUUUGGAACGGAUAGACUACUUCUCCCUGCCAAUAUAUCGAGAGGUAUAAUCAUAUACAAGAU